AUGCCCUACGCUCGAGUCGGGGUUGUGACGGGCGCCAACAAGGGCGUUGGCAAUGCGAUUGUUCGGCAACUCGCCCUGCAAUAUCCCAAGUCGCGCCUCAACUCUGGUCCAUUCUUGAUCUACCUCACUGCGCGCGAUCAGACAAGAGGCGAGGAGGCGCUGGAAUCCCUACGCCAAGAUCCCCAGCUUUCCCAGGCCGGUGCAUUGUCUUCUGCCGGCGGUCUCUCAGAGAUCAAGUUUCACUCUCUCGACAUCGCCAGCUCGGGGAGUAUCAAUGCGUUCAAAGAGUUCAUCAAGAAGGAGCACCCGGAGGGCAUCGACUUGCUGAUCAAUAAUGCCGGCAUCGCCAUGCAAGGCUUUGAUACGAAUGUGGUCAAGACGACCUUGCGGUGUAACUACUACGGCACGCUGGAGAUGGUCAACACCUUCCUGCCGCUCAUGAAGCCGCUUCCGACCAGCCGCAUCGUCAACGUCGCCUCCAUCUCAGGCGCCCUGGACAAGUACUCGCCGCAGCUGGUGGAGCGCUUCCGCGCCGCCCGCACCGUCGCCGACUCGACCGCCCUCAUGGAGGACUUUACCGACGCAGUCAUCCGCGGCAAGGAAAAGGACGAAGGGUGGCCCAGCGCGGCCUACGCCGUGUCCAAGGCCGGCGUGAUCGCCAUGACCGGGGCCGUCGCCGCCGCCGAGGCGCAGAAGGACAACGGCGUGGUCAUCAACUCGUGCUGCCCUGGCUGGGUCGUCACGGACAUGACAAGGGGCAAAGGAGUCAAGACUCCGGAUCAGGGAGCCCAGACGCCCGUCAUGCUGGCCUUUGGUGACGACGGCGGGCAGACGGGGCUCUUCUGGCGUGACGAGAAGGUCCUGGACUGGUAG
Thyridium curvatum is the source of this 873-nucleotide messenger RNA. RefSeq lists its product as uncharacterized. The record is from RefSeq and is a predicted model, not a curated record. NCBI's taxonomy places the organism in Eukaryota, Fungi, Ascomycota, Sordariomycetes, Thyridiales, Thyridiaceae. Bases 1 to 873 code for a protein of 290 amino acids. Gene Ontology annotation, molecular function: oxidoreductase activity. The transcript has 3 exons.